AUUGGCUUCCACAUAUUUGCACAAUGUGAAAGUUUUGUUUGGGUUUUAUGAGUUUUUUUGCAGUGUAUAUUUAAAAACUUUUCCCAUUUUAACGUGGUUCAGUUUUUCGGUGUAUAAAUAAACCCGCUCAAGUGCUGUGCCUUCAGUCAGUGCCGGGAACCUUUUUUUGCAGUUUGUGAGUGUGUUUGUCUACUGCUGUGUUUACCGAACAUUUCUUUCGUUUGCAUCGUACCGGGAGAAAAAAGCAAUUUGAUAAUAAAAAAGAAGAAAACAGAAAACGACGCGCUUUCCAUGCCCACAACAGCUUUACCAUUGUCAACAGUUCUUCACAUCACCCCAGCAUUUGCAGCAAAUGCUAGUGCUUUGUUUAUUUUCAUUAAUACAUUGAACCAACACCGUCAUGGCAGCACAGAGAAGACGGGAUAAAAUAUUCCAACGCAAGAUCACGUAGAUAGCAACAGAAAACAAGCGCCUUUAAGCCAUUAUUUACCAUAGCAGUGAAAAUGCAGCUACGACUACGAGUUCAUGUUUUCGUAGUUAAAAACAUUGUGAAAAUGGGUGCAAUUGUAUCGAAUGCAGUAUCGACUGUUGUGAUGAAAAAUAAGAACACCUAAAAACAUCUGUUCCGGAUUCGCGGAUUAUAGUGUUCCGCGGCAGUGUAGAGAAAAGUGAAUGAUCGCAACAUAAAUAACGGAAUACGGAUUUUUUACCACCGUGCCAAACGAAAGCAGGUGGUGUGCAUUCUUCACGAACCAGAUAAUCUGCGGAUUGUUUCGAAUAAAUCUUCGCACCGUACAUCGGCGAUGAUGAACGAUUCUAAAAUUACGUCCACCGAGGCACCCGGGCUGCAUCAUCAGCUGCCGAUGCUAAUGUCGGAUGGGACGAUGAGCAAUAGCUCGUGGUCGGAUCUGUUGAACUACACCUUCGAAAAUGAGGCGCUCUACCACGUCAACACAUCGACCAUCGAGCGGAUCGUCUCUAUGAUGGUGCCGGUGUUCUUUGGUUUCAUUGGACUGGCUGGAUUACUCGGUAAUGGAUUAGUUGUGUUGGUGGUUGCCGCAAACCAGAGUAUGCGAUCGACGACCAACCUGCUGAUCAUCAACCUAGCUGCCGCCGAUCUGCUGUUCGUCGUAUUUUGCGUGCCUUUCACCGCUGUCGACUAUGUCUUGCCAGAGUGGCCAUUUGGCGAAUAUUGGUGCAAAUUUGUCCAGUACAUGAUCGUUGUCACGGCACAUGCCAGCGCGUACACGCUCGUCCUGAUGUCACUGGAUCGGUUCCUGGCCGUGGUACAUCCCAUUACCAGUAUGUCGAUUCGUACCGAACGGAAUGCUUCGAUCGCUAUCUGUUUGACGUGGUUUGUUAUCCUGACGACGGCCAUACCGGUGGCCAUCUCGCAUGGUGUGCUGUUCUAUCCAAGACAAGGUGGAUACUACACUGCAUGCCUUUUCCUGCACAAUGAAGGAUACAGUUUAGUUGCCUUUCAUGUGUCAUUUUUCCUGUCAUCGUACGUGGUACCUCUGUCACUAAUAUCGUUCCUGUACAUGGGCAUGCUGGCACGCCUAUGGAAAGGUGCCCCCGGAGGUCGUGCAUCAGCCGAAUCCAGGAGAGGCAAGAAGCGUGUAACCCGAAUGGUCGUUGUUGUGGUGUUGGUUUUUGCCUUCUGUUGGUGUCCCAUACAGGUGAUCCUGCUGCUGAAGUCACUGAAGCUGUACGAUCUGACCCACGCCAGCAUCAUCUUCCAGAUCGUGUCACACGUGCUGGCCUACACCAACUCCUGCAUCAACCCCGUACUGUACGCCUUUCUGUCGGACAACUUCCGGAAAGCGUUCCGCAAGGUCGUAUGGUGUGGUAAGCCACCGCCACCAACCAUCCCACCUGCCGCCCAAACCAAAACUACGCGCACCACCGGGAACGGCACAUCGAACGCGGAUGCCUUAUGAGCGGAGGAACCGGCCGUCGACGAGGGCAGAUUUAUGGUGGAGAAGUACAUCGAAAUCGCGAGCGUCUGAGAGACGGCCUCCCGGCGUCCUCCUGCCGCUUCCGUUGCUCGGGAGCGUUUUGAUUUUUUCUAAAACCAUCCGAACGGAGGCCAACGCCACAGCGAACCAGAGGUCUGUAAAUAUUAAUUUGUUUUGUUGUGUUGCUUGCAUGAGGGCAACGGACAACCAAACAGAACUAGAGCGGCUAGAUAAAUACACUUGCCCAAAUUUAAAGCAUCUUGCGAUCAACAAAUAGCAUUACCUCCUACCAGCACCCACACUACUAGUAGUAUGACGCGGGUGAAAAACUUUGGCGAUUAUUCUAGAGCGCUUCUGCGAAGAGCGCAGAAGAAUGCCAAACGCGUGCCGUAUCCAGGCGAUACCUCGAACACUCCACGAGACACCGCAGCUCUCGAGGUACCUCGUCCGACAGCCGAAGACCUCAGCUAUCAGCCCCCUGAGUUCUUCGGACACGGAGGCCUGUCUGAGCUCGUGGUGGUCGUGGACUGUCGCUAUCCGUCCUUCCGUCCUUCCUUCGCCCAGCGUCCUCCCAACGGCCCCGUUGCUCCAGACAGGUUUAUCGGAAUGCUCGCUAAAUCGUGGUGGAAUACUGCGGCUGAUUGAUUUGAGCGGCCAACCGGUGGCGAUUGAUUGCGUCAAACAAUCUCCACACGGAGAGCACACCUUCCUGCUUCCACGGUUGCACCGCAAUUCUGCAACUAAAUGUAACAUCUUCCCUGGAGGAGGUCUAUGAGCGCAUUAGAAGGUAGCAAGUAAACAAACAAACAAACGUACGCAGUUACUGUCGGGAACCACCAUUUACGCCCGGAUUGUUCCAGUAAAAUCUGUGGCUGACAUGAACGAGUGACAGUUGUGUUGUGAUGUGCGGACCGUGACUCACACGAUUUCAUUACGUGCUCCCACUACCGCCCACUGGGAGCAUGUAAUGACAUUGUUUCAGGGGUCGAGCCAAGGGCCGGCGAAAUUGGAAGUGAUAACGCCGACCUAAUCCGCGUCUCCCGGAUUUCUAAUCAGUACGGCUAAACGCUUCCGGGGAGCGCUCAGAACGGGAGACUAAUGGUUUUUGGUAUGGUACCAUCAGCAAGCAGUCGGAGCGCUGGGACGUGACGUUUGAUUUGGUGUGACGCCGAAGCGCCGGCUACGGGCAGCAGAUCGAUGAUUUCUAAUUAUAAGCCUAUUAAGUAGUAAAAGUCUACUGUCUGCAUCCAGCAGCGCCAAACCGCCCGAACGAGAUAAUCGCACGAGAUGAAGUUCCUGCUUAAUGAUUAGAAUAUAGCCCUCCCGGGUGCUAAGGAAGCGUGCUCCCAUUAGCAAAUCGCACGCAGCAAAUGGUCACGAACCGAAAAGUGAUUUGCCUAUCGACGCAGCGUACGAUUGAUGGUCAUUAAUUGCCGCUAGCUAUUACGUCUAAUUUCGUUCCGAAUGCUCAAACAGCCGAAUUCGAACACACUAAACCUGGUGCUAAAUGAUGUGUAAAACAGGUCCCACUGACAUGAAGUCACAGUCCGAAAUUAUCUGCAGGUGUUGUGUGCCAUGUUCCGUGUGCGGAAGUCGGGUACGCAAGAUUUCCAGCGCUCCGCAUCUUGUUGAUUCCUGCAUCCAUUUCGCGACAACCUGCUGGGGCAAUGGCGCAUUUUAUGGUGCCACAGAUCAUUAGCUCGUGCUCAUCAUUGUUUGCCACAAUACCCGUGGUGCGCGAGCUGACGUCAGCGAUGGACUGAUGUUUCAUCUGAUCGUACAUAAACAACCUGCCCGCGAUACUGGACGAUUUGGUGGACGAGAAGAACUGAAGUCCAUUACACGCACCAUGGGAGAUGGGAGAGAAAGUAGAUAUUAAUUUAAUACAAACACGCAUUCCGAUGUGCGUGUGUCUAAAAGUUUAAACAUCUACCAGUACAUUUGUUACGCUCCAGUCAAGUGUCCGUGAGUGUAAAUAUGCCAACCACAAUGUUCUAAAAGCACUUCAAACUUCUGUUAUUGGUUGUUGUUAAAAUACUAGGUAAAGAUGGCAUCUUCUGGUCAUCCUGUCGGACCUGUUGCAAAUUGAGGAAGCGAUAUCGGAAUGUUUUGCGAUGCAAGGAGUGCAUUAAAAAGAUCUUUUCUGUUUAAGAUAAGCGUAAGAAAGUUUUUAUAUGUAAGAAGAUCCAUUUUAUCUAACACUGGUUAUAUCAACUAUUAACUAAGCUACCAACUCAACUGAUCGCCAUUAAACAAUUGUGUAGUAUAACUAUGCAAACAUCAUUUUGUCUGGAAUGUAAUAUAUUUCAACUUCAAUAUGCUGUAAAUCUGUCUCUCUCCUUUAUAUCAUCGUAAAAAUGAGGAGCAGAAAUCUAAUGUGUACAAAAAAAUGUGUGUUUCGAUAUGAUGUUACAAAAAAACACAAUAAAAUCUCAAUUUUUACACGUCAUUCA
This is a messenger RNA of Anopheles stephensi (Asian malaria mosquito), 4411 nucleotides long. It is a transcript of the gene AstA-R1, whose product is annotated as allatostatin-A receptor. Gene Ontology annotation, molecular function: G protein-coupled receptor activity. Gene Ontology annotation, cellular component: membrane. The record is from RefSeq and is a predicted model, not a curated record. Gene Ontology annotation, biological process: G protein-coupled receptor signaling pathway. The coding region runs from base 804 to 1940 and encodes 378 amino acids. NCBI's taxonomy places the organism in Eukaryota, Metazoa, Arthropoda, Insecta, Diptera, Culicidae. The transcript is spliced from 9 exons.